Podarcis raffonei (Aeolian wall lizard) is the source of this 5747-nucleotide messenger RNA. It is a transcript of the gene SEC14L5, whose product is annotated as SEC14 like lipid binding 5. Gene Ontology annotation, cellular component: cytoplasm. The transcript is spliced from 17 exons. NCBI's taxonomy places the organism in Eukaryota, Metazoa, Chordata, Lepidosauria, Squamata, Lacertidae. The record is from RefSeq and is a predicted model, not a curated record. The coding region runs from base 424 to 2553 and encodes 709 amino acids.
GGAGCCCGCAGCGCGUGCGAGCUUGGCGGGCUCUUGAUUGGCUGAGGCGCGCCGGCCGGCCUUUUCGCCGCCUUACCCCCUCCCCUUCACCCUCCCCCCCCCCUCGAUCCUCUCCCCGCUUUUCCUUCAUUUGAGGGGAACCGUCGCGCUGAGGUAAACUGCACCUUCCUACCCUUCUGGGCAGGACCAGGAGGAUGGCGGCGGCGCGGGCAGAAGCGCUGGGUCUGGGUCUGCUUGCGGGCUUUUCUUUCGGCUUCUCCUUGGUGUGAAUGAUGAUAUUCCUAUCGGUGUAGUACCAGUGAUAACUCUUAUCCAGGACUUCACAAUUCGCAGAUGGUUGCUUAGUGGACUUGAAGUGUUGAGACGUUCUGAAAAUUAAUGGACUGAUUAAAGCAAUUUGCAAACUCCAGGUGUGAAGUAAAAAUGGUGCAAAAAUAUCAGUCUCCUGUUAGGGUCUACAAAUACCCAUUUGAGCUGGUCAUGGCGGCUUAUGAGAAGCGCUUCCCCACUUGCCCAGAGAUCCCUGUUUUCCUGGGCAGUGAGAUCCUUAGUGAAUCCAAGAGUGAUGAUGGAGCCAUCCACAUAAUUGAACGCAGCUGUAAAUUGAAUGUAGAUGCACCUCGGUUACUGAAGAAGAUUGCUGGAGUAGAGUAUGUCUUUUUCAUACAAAAAAACACGGUCAACUGGAAGGAGCGAACUCUUAUGAUUGAAGCUCAUAAUGAGACUUUUGCCAACCGUGUCAUUGUCCUGGAGACAUGUAACUAUUCAGUUCACCCUGAGAAUGAAGACUGGACAUGCUUUGAACAAUCUGCAUCUCUUGACAUCAAGUCAUUCUUUGGCUUUGAAAACACAGUGGAGAAAAUUGCAAUGAAACAGUACACAGCCAACAUCAAGCGGGGCAAAGAAGUGAUAGAGCAUUAUCUAAAGGAACUGAUUUCCCAGGGGAUCACUUUUAUCCCCCGAUGGACUCCUCCAGCAGUCAGAGGGAAAACAGCUAAGAGGCCUUCAUCAGGAUGUGAGUGUGGCACUGUACCAGCAGCAGCCCCCCCACACGGAAGUGACAAAGAACAGCGAGGCAGCACCUGCUCCUCUGUGGAGGCAUCAACCCCCGAUGCUGACAAACUAGAUGCUGAUUACAUAGAAAGGUACCUAGGGCAAUUGACUCCCAUGCAGGAAAGCUGCCUGAUCAGACUCCGUCAGUGGUUGCAAGAAACACACAAAGGCAAGAUACCCAAAGAUGAACAUAUCCUCCGUUUUUUGAGGGCUCGUGACUUCAACAUUGACAAGGCUCGAGAGAUGCUGUGCCAGUCACUGACCUGGCGCAAGCAGUACCAAGUAGACUACAUCCUGCAAACAUGGAGACCACCUUCUCUUCUGGAAGAAUACUAUACUGGUGGUUGGCAUUACCAUGACAAAGAUGGAAGGCCACUUUACAUACUUCGCCUUGGUCAGAUGGACACCAAAGGUCUUGUGAAAGCACUGGGAGAGGAGUCACUCCUUCGUCAUGUACUGUCAAUUAACGAGGAAGGACAAAGGAGGUGUGAGGAAAACACCAAUCUAUUUGGCCGCCCAAUCACAUCUUGGACCUGUCUCGUUGACCUUGAAGGGCUGAACAUGCGCCACCUCUGGCGCCCUGGAGUAAAAGCACUCCUUAGAAUUAUUGAAGUGGUUGAAGAAAACUACCCAGAGACCUUGGGAAGGCUUCUGAUUGUGCGAGCACCCAGAGUGUUCCCUGUUCUGUGGACUCUGGUGAGUCCCUUUAUCAAUGAGAACACUAGGCAGAAGUUCCUCAUUUACAGUGGCAACAAUUAUCAGGGACCUGGAGGGCUCGUGGAUUAUCUUGACAAAGAUGUGAUUCCAGACUUCCUUGGAGGAGAAUGUGUGUGUAAUGUGCCUGAAGGUGGCCUUGUUCCCAAAUCACUCUAUCAAACAGAUGAAGAGCCUGAAAUCUCUGAUCAUAUCCGCCUCUGGACAGAAACCAUCUAUCACUCUGCAAAUAUAUUCAAAGGUGCUCCUCAUGAGAUAGUUGUGGAAAUCUUGGAAGGUGAAUCGGUGAUCACCUGGGACUUCGACAUUCUGAAAGGAGAUGUCGUGUUCAGCCUCUUCCAUUCCAAGAGAGCACCUGAGAUUUGCCGCAAGGAGCCUACAGUGCCAAAUGCUUUGACUGUGGGGGAUAAUAUACAGCUAAUAGGCAAGAGCUGGGUCCUGGGGGUGGACUAUAGCCGUGUGGAGUCCCAGCUGGUGUGUCGUGAAGGCGAGAGCAUCCAGGGUUCUCAUGUGACUCGUUGGCCUGGCUUUUAUAUCCUCCAGUGGAAAAUGCACAGCCCAACUCCCUGUGCUGGGACCAGCCUCUCUCGGGUUGAUGAUGUCUUGGCUACACUCCAGGUCUCCAACCACAAGUGCAAGAUUAUGUAUUACUAUGAGGUGCUUGCAUCCAAGGAAUUCAGGGGAUCCAUGACAAGUCUGGAAUCCUGCAACAGUGGAUUUUCACAGCUCAGUGGAGCAACAACAUCUUCCAACCAAUCGCAGAGCAGCUCUCUGAUUUCUAGAUAACAUCAUCUAGGAACUUGCUGAACACUGAUCAAUGAACUGCUCAGCUGAGAUGCUUUCCUCAGGUCUGCUCCAUAGAACGAGCCAAAGAGUCCUGUGGCGGAAUGCUAGUGCCUAGGGAUGACCUUCUAGGGGAACACAAGUAACAGCAGUUUGGACACAAAGAUGUUUCUAGGGAGCCGCUUGAAAUCCUUGCUUUUUCGGGAAUAGACUUGCAGCUUCUAAACCUUGAAGACUGAUUUUCCUGGACCGUGUAUUAACAAAUCUGUGCAUUAGACUGCAUAUCACUUUUGCAUGAAUUUUACGUGAUUCCUAUGGUUUAAAGGGCUCUUUCCAGUCAACUUAACUCUACGUAAAUGUAGAGCUAUCUGGUGUUGCCUUACCUAUUAGGACCUGUAGAGCUGUCUCUUAUGUGUAGCAAAAACUAGUCUAGUUUCACCGGGGCAUCAGCCAGUGCCAUUUGUGUUUUAACAAGAUGCAUAAGGUGCCUCGGUAGCAGGGAUUACAUGCAAACUGCUAAUAUGUACAUAAAUAGAUGGGGGUGGGUGGGAGGAAACAAGGUUUCCAGGUUACUUCAAGUAGGAAACAUAUCUGAGGUUAGAUACCUAGAUUUAGCUAGUUUAACAUGCUUUGGCAUCCCUGAGAGACCCCAAAAAUGUACAUAAGUUUCUCCUGCAGUGCACAGAAACGCCUUCUUUCUUAAAGGAGUAAGCACUGAUACUCCCCCCCACCCCCAUUUUUUCUCAGGUCUAUGAGCAAUAAAUGAGUAGAUCUCUGCCCCAUCCCUCUCUCAGGGUAGGAAGUGAAUUCCAUUACAAAGGGCUAAGCAAAGCAAUAUUUAAUUUCUACAGGCACAAAACAACUCCACAGUGUUGACGAAGCUCUUAUUUUUGAAAGCAGGCACAAAUUCAAGUUGGGGUGGGCACUUUAAGAGUGUGUGUGUGUGUGUGUGUGUGUGUGCGCGCGCGCGUGUGUGUGCAUGAAUAUAUGAAAAUUCCUCUUUAUUCAAACAAGAUUAAGACUUAAAUUAAUAACUUAUUUGUAUCAUUUUAUAGGUACAACUCAAGUAUGUAUUAUGAAAUAUGCCCUUCCCUUUUGGUGUGUUGAUCUUUUGGGGCCAGAAGGAGGAAUUCUGAUCAUAUUCAGCUUUGUAAGGCUGUUUCACUGAAACAUGGUUUCAUAACUGGAUAUUUUUGGAGCACAGGACUGCAUUAUGCAGAAUUACCUGCACAGGUCUCCAUUUAAUCUUUUGAGUUUGAUAAGGUUGUGGCCUACAUUGUAACUGGAAAACUGCUCUGGUAAUACGGCCCUGAAUAAUUAAGGACCUUGAUUUUGUAAAAUUUAUAUGCCCUGGAACGAUAACACCUGGGACUGCACAAACUUCACUGUGGGGUGGGCAUGGUUUAUUGAUAAUAAGAUUGUUGUGAAGUUACAUAGAAAGGGAAGAAAAGGAGAGGUGAAUGUUGAGAUACUUCUGAGUAUGCAUGAAACACGAGUUCUCCUUGGCAAGGUUUAUUUUUACUUCCUGUAAUUAGGGGAUAAGUAAGAAGACAAAUCAGCUGAGAUUCCAGCUGCCUUCGCUUGCCUGUGUGUUUGUUCAAAGGUGCACUGCAGUGCUGGGGAGAGAAAAGGGAAGCAAGCAGGACCAGUCACUACAGCAAAGUGCGUCAGUGUUGCUGUUUCUCUGUGCAGAGGGACUGCAGGGAAUUAGCUGCCCAAGCUUGCCUUAGAAGCCUAAUUCCAAGCAAUCCUUUUGAGGAAAUAGCUGUAAUGUGUAAGUAACACUUUCGGUUGCUUUAUCUUAGUCCAAGGCUGAAUGUUGCAUGCAAUCUCCUGAGAGGAGAUUUAAUGAAAAGCAGCUUGGGGCAGGGAACAGGUAGGGGGCAAUUUUGAGCUGAAAAACCAGACGGUGGGGAGGAAGAGUUACCGGUAACUGCAUGCAUAAACAUUAGUGUUCUGGUUCCUGUCAUAGCCUUCUGAGGCUGCUUUUUCUUAAUAUUUUGGAUGUAACAUCUACUUUAAUCCUUAAAGCAAAUUCCAACUUUGCUGGAAUAAUACCUAGUCUAAGAUGGUUCCAGUUCUCUUUUUAAAGGAAAAUUAUGGCUGCUUUCUCUCUCUUGGACUGUAUUGGGAAUGGCAUGUCUCAAAAACGUUGCAUGGGUUGUAGAGGAAGAAAUACCAGGUACUUUAGGUUUCCCAUGAAAAUGAAGAGGGUUUCCAGUUCCACUUUUAAGUAUUCUUACAGUGAAGCAGGUUGUGAUCUGCCUCAGCUAAGGUCUCAGCAGACUACUUAAUCUGUAGGUUACUGUCAGAUUCUGCUUCAUUUUAAAGACCUAUUUCGUGUCAUAAAUGAUGACGGCAGCUUUAUAAAUGCAUAUAUUCUCUAAAGCUUAAUUUUUGUUUUCCUUCUCAGAUGUUGAGGAGUCUCGAGUCUAGACUCAGGAGGAUGUUUCUCCUGCAACCUAGUAGGGUUAGGGCCUGCUUAAUCAGCACCUCUGUUCUGCAAGAGUGAAUCUAAUAUGAAUGAUAGGAAGGAUGGUAGAGGGCUAUGCAGACCUGCUGUUGAUUAUGAAUGAAGCUUGUGUGCAAAGACUUAAUAAGGAGAUGAAGAUUGGAGAUGCCCUGUCAUGACCAAUAUAAUUGAACUGAUCCUUCCCAUAUUGAUGGGGAAAACAAUUUUCUCUACCAUUUGUCAGUGGAGGAAGAAGAGUCCUCUGUCCCUUCCCAUUCUCCUCCAACCCAGUUUUAACUGUGACAACCUGAAUUUCCUAUUAAUUGACAAACAGCCUAGUUCUUGAGUCAACCUCUGAAGUGGGUGGCAGCUUUGGUAUGUGAACCAGCCUGCUCUAUGUUACUGACUUCCUGUGGCAGCCAGACCUUUGCUUCUACCUAUAAUUUUCCCGCCUUGCCUAUAGUCUUCCAUCUCAUUGUAGAUCCCAGUACAUAUUGACCUGUAACAGCUGGAAACAACAGAGGUAUAUAUAUGUGUUGUUUGCCCAAAUGGGCCCUAGGGCAUAGUUUGGACACAAAGGAUGUAGCAGCCUUGCAGAAGUCAGUGUCUGGAUGGGAGACUGCCUGAAAACUCCAUGCAUCCUGCCUUGAGUUCCAUCAUGGAAGAAAGAUGGGAUAUAAAUGUAAGUAAAAAUGUAUGAUCCCAUGUACAAUAAGUAUUUUAAGACUAUAACCUUUAAUUAUUA